Molecule: messenger RNA, 774 nt
Organism: Saccostrea echinata
Lineage: Eukaryota; Metazoa; Mollusca; Bivalvia; Ostreida; Ostreidae
Exons: 8
Coding region: 11-724 (237 amino acids)
Source: RefSeq, a predicted model, not a curated record
UGAAACAGAAAUGAAAGUAAGAGUUGAAGUAGAGUUUGCCACCAAUACUAGCCGUCAGGAAUUUCUUCUAAAAAGCCAAGAACUACGAAAGGAAUUUCAAAUAUCUCUGGAAAGUUAUUACAAGAAAGAAAACGUUAGCGGAUUUCUUCUUCUGAAAGUCCUAUCUAUUCGAUUUGGGAGUUUGAUUGUUGACUAUGAAAUUAUUGGUAAUAAGAGCGAAUCAGACAGCUUUGAAAGCGACCUUGCAUCUAGCAUGACAAAAUUGCUAAAUGGAGACAGAACGCUUGUUGUACUGAACCAAACACCAGCUAUCAUGCAAAUCAUGAUUAAAGAUCAAAACGGCACAUCAAUGAAAUACAUCUCGUCUGUAGCCAAACCCUGUUUCGUGUUUGAAAGUUUUGGUGGCACCUGUGUAUUGGGAGAAAAAUGUGACGACUCUUCUGGAGAAGCGACCUGUGUGAAAAAUUCAUCGAAUGAAAACCUACCAAUUUUACUAAUCGUUAUUGGAGCAAGCUGUGGAUCCCUAUGUAUGAUAAUACUUGCAUCAUGUGUCUGCUGGAGAUACCAAAAGAAGUAUGCCGAUCAAACAAAAGUAUUUGACAUCUCGGAAACAAACGUAAAAGUCAAGGAGCCAUCUAACUUGACGAGCGAAAAGAAAUAUAAACCUGUGGAAAGAAACGUCGUUAAAUCGGCAUGGAAACUGAUAGAUUUGGAAUCAAUCUGAAGGAAAAGUACUGCAGAAAAGACAAAAGAUAAUACAAGUAUCAAACAAUA